CCGAACCUCCUUUAAACCCUCUCGCCGUCGCUCUUCGGCCCAACGACUCUCUAUCAUCCCUCCGAUGCUCUCUCUAGCAAGAAGAACGCCGAGGUCCCAAAAUUGCCUCCAGUUUAUAGCGCCCCAGCUCCGGUUUGCGCGAACCGAUGCUGGUCCUGGCCAACCACCGCGUACGCGGCGGCGGUCCAAGUUCUCGCCGUCGGCGAUGCUGAGGAAGACCGAAGAGAAGUCGGAGUGGUGGGUGGUGGACGGAGAAAUGCACGAAAUUGGGGAGAACGUGCCGCUGCGGGAACGGUUUGUGAUCCCCAGGGAUAAUAUUCCUAACAAGCGCCGCAAGCAGCUCCGGGAGCAGUUCAUGCGCCGUACUCGUCUCGUUCUCAAGGAAUCCGAGCAUGAACCUUGGUGCAAAAGAUAUAUGGAACUAUACAAUGAGCUCAGAGAGAAUUGGGAGAGGUUGUACUGGGAUGAAGGUUAUUCCAAGAAACUUGCUCAAGAUCAUGCAAAUUAUGACUCUGCUGAAGACGAUGAAGAAGAUUUCAAUCCUUACAGGGCAAGACAACCCCGCGGAGAGCAAAUUAAGGAUCAAAUUGUGGGAAGGAACAGGGGAAGUGAUACCUGGGAAAAGGUUAGCCAAAUCCGAGACAAGUUUGAAUAUGACAGAGAGAGAAGAAUGAGAGAGAAAGCCUUUGCACCAAUGAACGGUGGAAAUGAUUUUGAGAUGAAAACCCCAGCCUCAAAGAAUGAGCCCUUUGAUAUUAGCAGAUACAUUUCUGAAUCCGAAGACGACUGACUGGAAAGUUCCGAUUUGGAAAUAUUUAAUUCCCUGCUCGAUGCUGAGCAGUAUUGGAUUUCGCAGAGAUGAGUCUCCCGGUCUGGCACGAUAUCGUUGAUACUUCAAGUUUCACUAUUCUAAAUAAUCAUCAUGUUUACAAAUUUGGAUCUGAAUUGUGGGAAACAUCAGUUGGCUGGUCGUGGGAUGUGGCACAUAGUUGCAAUAUUCAACCUCGGCGCUCUCUAACUAUGGUGCGUUCUCCUAACAUUGAGCUUGUUCUGGCGCCAAUUAUGAGUUCAUGGCUGUGUAAGUAUCAGAGCCAUGAAUACAUGAAUAUUUGGAGAAAAUGGUUUGGGAGUUUACAGAGAGUUAGUUAUGCAUCCUUCUUGACUCCUUAUAUAUAUUUAUUAGCAACGAAUAGGUUUGUUCAGUCUCUAUUUGUAAUGGAAGUUUGAUUUUGUAUAUCCCGUGGAUCACUGACUUCUCUGCAUGUUUGCAAUUAAGCACUCUAUAUCUUCAAAUUUAAAGAAACAAA
Molecule: messenger RNA, 1307 nt
Organism: Sesamum indicum (sesame)
Lineage: Eukaryota; Viridiplantae; Streptophyta; Magnoliopsida; Lamiales; Pedaliaceae
Source: RefSeq, a predicted model, not a curated record